Molecule: messenger RNA, 300 nt
Organism: Adineta ricciae
Lineage: Eukaryota; Metazoa; Rotifera; Eurotatoria; Adinetida; Adinetidae
Source: the annotation of a GenBank genome assembly
AUGCAAUCUUUUACAAUUCUUUCAUUUACUAUUACUCUCAUUCUUCUCGCUGUUACUGCUCAAUUCAACGAAGCGGUACCAUUACAAAAUAACAAAUUUCAAUUACAUCAUCUAGUUCGUCGUGAUAAUAAACAUCCAGGAUGCGCUUUCGGACUAUCUAUGUGUUGUUCAUUCACGAAUGGAUACGCAGCUGGAAAUUGUAUAAUAGCUCUUAGUGCAGGUACUGAUUGUGGAGAUAAACAUCCGUUCUGCUGUGCCGCACCCGGUGGCACUUUUGGUAUAGGCUGUUCAUUUGUUUAA